This is a messenger RNA of Lactuca sativa (garden lettuce), 1901 nucleotides long. RefSeq lists its product as uncharacterized. Lineage: Eukaryota; Viridiplantae; Streptophyta; Magnoliopsida; Asterales; Asteraceae. The record is from RefSeq and is a predicted model, not a curated record.
GAGAGAGAGAGAGAGAGAAGAUAUGGAAUAGAUUAACCAUUUUAGUCAUAAAAGCCACCCAUUAAAGCUCCUUGACCCUGAGAAGAUUGUAGGUGCUAGUGCCAAUGGUGGUGAGGAGAAAUCAAGGUUGAUUGGUUGUUAUGCAUGUGAAAAACCCAUAUCAAAUGGUUUUGCAUAUGCUUGCAUCUAAUGUCGUUACUUUCUACAUAAAUCAUGUGCACAACUUCCACUCACUAUCAACGACCCUUCCUUAUAUCAUCAUCAAUUAACACUUACUGAUUUGAAAGAUCUAGAUUCCAGAUAUUGGAAAUGUGCGGUGUGUUGUAUUCGAAAGAAAUCUAGGGUGUUUUCAUAUACUUUUAAAAACGAUGAUUUAUACAUCUUUGGAGUUUGCAUUGAUUGUUGUGUUGUUAGGAUUGCUCGCAAGGCUAAAGCAGAUGCUAUCAAGGAGGAGGCAAAGAUGAAGGAUCAACACGAAGGCCAUCCACAACACACUUUCACCCUACAGUUAAGACCUGCUGCAUUCCGGUGUGAUGCUUGCAAUUCUAUGGAUGAAGGCUUAUUCUUCCAAUGUGAUAGUUGCGACUUCUGGAUCCAUAAAACUUGUGCUUCCUUAGUACCUAUCAUCCACCUACCCCAUCAUCCCGAUCACGAACUGUUUCUCAUAUAUUCGCUUCCAGAAAUAUUCUUUAAUUUCUUGCAUUAUUGUGAAAUUUGCAAUGCAUACAUCGAGCGGAAUUAUUGGUUGUAUCAUUGUGCAAAUUGUAGAUAUUUUGUACAUAUUAGGUGUGCCUUAAAUGCACAGCGACCUUCUAGUACUGAAAGAGAUGUCUCAACUAGUACUUAUUUUGUUGAUGAAGAUGCAAAAGAUUUGCUUGAAUUUCCCAUGUUAGAGGCAUUCAUGGAUCCAUUAAAACUGCUACAUUUGGAUAAGACAUGUAUACAUGAUGAUAAGACUGAAGAGAUUAAACAUUGGAGCCAUCAUCAUCCAUUAAUCCUUAAUAAUGUUCAUCAAUUUAACAAUAUGUAUGGUAUGAUCUCUAGUAAUCCACUAGAGGUAUGUCACGGGUGUGUAAAACCCCUCUCCCUUCCAUACUAUACUUGCAAAGAUGGAUGUUCAUUCACUCUCCAUAAAUAUUGCUCCGAGUUACCACUCAAAUUACAACAUCCACUUCACUCGGAUCAUUCGCUUGACUUGAUAAACUUGUCGGGACACAGUAUAAGCUAUAAAUGCAUUGGUUGUUUUAGCAACGUCAACACAUUUUUGUACAACUGUAAAACUUGCAAGUUUUACCUUGAUGCCAAUUGCGCAUUUUUACCCAAAACCAUCAAACACAAAUCCUACAAGCAUCCUCUUAUCCAAGUUAUAGAUCCUGAUGCUUUUUGUAGUGCAUGUGACAAAUUUUAUAAAGGCAUAAGUUAUGCUUGUAAGCCUUGCAACUUCAUAUUAGACAUGUAUUGUGCAAUGAGGUCGCUGCAUUCCCUUGCUCAUAGAUAUUGCAAAGGACAUAAAAUCCCAUUGAUGUAUCCCCCGAUCAUGGAUCAUCCAGAAGACUUCUAUUGUGAUAUUUGUGAGAAAGAAAUGCACCCUAAGAUGCCAGUCUAUUAUUGUCACAAAUGCAAAAAUUCUUUUCAUCUUGAUUGCAUUAGUCGAAUCGAUUAUCAAGCAAACAUGUUGUACAAGGGCACAAUAAAUGUUUCCUAUCAUAAACAUCCAUUAACAUAUGUUCGGAGAAAGAAAACGCCCAUGUAUGUGUAUUCUAUUUGUAAUCAAGAUAUUAAUGGUUAUUUGAGCCUCGAAUGUCGGGCAAGAGUCUGUAAUUUCAAUAUUUGUUAUCAGUGUCAUCGUAGGAAGGAAUGAAUCCUCAAUCAUGUAAUAUAAAAUGUAGCAUCCAAUUCAA